GCCAGCUAGGGUUGCUUGGUAUAGCUAAAGCCACACUCUCCUUCGUCUUCGUAGCGUGAGGCCAAACCAGAGCGGAGGCGGAGGAAGCCAUGGUUCACGUCAGCUUUUACAGAAACUAUGGAAAGACUUUCAAGAAACCUAGGCGUCCUUAUGAGAAGGAACGUUUGGAUGCUGAGCUGAAACUUGUAGGAGAGUAUGGGCUUCGUUGCAAGAGAGAGCUAUGGAGGGUGCAAUAUGCUCUCAGUCGCAUCAGGAAUGCUGCAAGAGAGCUUCUCACUCUAGAUGAGAAGAAUCCAAAGCGUAUAUUCGAGGGAGAAGCCCUCCUUCGCAGGAUGAAUAGGUAUGGUCUCCUUGAUGAGAGCCAGAACAAGCUCGAUUAUGUGUUGGCCUUGACUGUGGAAAAUUUCCUUGAGCGCCGCCUCCAAACCCUUGUUUUCAAGUCGGGAAUGGCCAAGUCGAUCCACCAUGCUCGUGUGCUUAUCAGACAAAGGCAUAUCAGGGUUGGAAGGCAAGUGGUGAACAUUCCGUCGUUCAUGGUGAGGGUGGACUCUCAAAAACACAUUGACUUCUCUCUCACUAGCCCACUCGGUGGUGGUCGCCCAGGACGUGUGAAGCGAAAGAACUUGAAGGCUGCUUCCAAGAAGGCUGCUGGAGGAGACGGAGACGAGGAGGAUGAGGAUUGAGCUUUUUACCUUUUUGUGGUAAUCAGAGUAAUAAUUCUUACUAAAACAUUUUACCUUUGCUUUCUUUACCCCGUUCUUUGGAGGAGCCAACUUUUGUUGCUUUUUUGGAGACUUUGGAUUUUAGAUGGGAGAGAGAACUUUAGCUCUUGUGGCUGUUUUCUUUUGUAAGAGGUAUUUUUGUUCUAUUGCUUUCAUGCUGACUUUUGAAUGGUUGAGGGAGAUCAUUUACUACUGGAAUGCCUUUCUGGUUUGACUCACUCGAUUAUAAAGACAAUUUCAUAAUUUACAGAA
Messenger RNA from Amborella trichopoda, 974 nucleotides. RefSeq names its product small ribosomal subunit protein uS4y. Gene Ontology annotation, cellular component: cytosolic small ribosomal subunit. Lineage: Eukaryota; Viridiplantae; Streptophyta; Magnoliopsida; Amborellales; Amborellaceae. Gene Ontology annotation, molecular function: structural constituent of ribosome; rRNA binding. Gene Ontology annotation, biological process: ribosomal small subunit biogenesis; translation. The record is from RefSeq and is a predicted model, not a curated record.